AAUUGUGUUGGAAGGCUAGGCAGAAGGUGGUACGCACAUUCCUCUUGGAUCUCAUUCAUUCAAUUCAAUUCAUUCAUUCAUUAUUUCUUUGACCUAACCAAACAAACCCUUUGACGCCAUUUUCUCCUUCACCACUUGUUCCUAUUCUCAAGGUAUUUCCAUACUCCAUUUUUAUAUCUUCAAUUAUUCUUAUUUCUUUCUCGUUCUUUCUGCAAAAUUAGGGUUUCUAUUUUUUUUUCUCCCAAUUCGUUGUUUUGGGGUUUUAUACUUCAACUCUUUUGAUUCUAAGUGUAGCGUAGGAUCCCAUUUUUUAUGGCAUUUGAGUUCCCGCAGAGUACUAAGGUUUCUCACAAUUUGGUUGAAAAUCCAAGCAUUCACAUAGACAUAGACAUAGUUAAGUCGAAUCAAGAACCCAAUUCCAAACUUGAAUCUAUAAAGCGCGAUAAUUUCAAGGGAAAAUCGAAAUUGAGUUCCAAGAAAGGAAUCAAAGCCUCUGCCACUGAUUUGAAUCAAUCAUCAGUUCCUGGUGAUGUGGUUAUUGCUUCGCGUAGGUCCAUAACCGACCUUCCUCCGGUUUUGAUAUCUGAGAUUCUUAAUUGCCUUGAUCCCAAAGAUCUUGGAAUUGUUUCAUGUGUCUCCACGAUUCUCCAUAGUCUUGCUUCUGAGCACCAUGCUUGGAAGCAAUUCUAUUGUGAUAGGUGGGGACUCCCAACAGCUCCUGCGGCCCUGGAUCCUGGAGAUGGGGUCGCCGAUUCCGAUGAGAAGUCAUGGAAGGAGAUUUUUGUGGAGAGAGAGUUUAGGAGUAAGACUUUUAUGGGACGGUAUAGUAUGGAAGUGUUGUAUGGUCAUACUGAGGCUGUUCGGACUGUUUUUUUGUUGGCUUCUGCAAAGCUCCUAUUUACCUCUGGUUAUGACACUGUUGUGAGGAUGUGGAACAUGGAAGAUGGGUUGUCGAUUGCAUCGUCUAAACCCCUUGGUUGCACCAUUCGUGCGGUUGCAGCAGAUACACGACUAUUAGUUGCUGGUGGUACUGAUGGGUUCAUUCAUUGUUGGAGGGCUGUUGAAGGAAUGCCCCAUCUGUUUGAUCUGAGAGGCUCACCACAAAACCAGAAUACCGAGGUUCGACUUUGGGGUCAUGAUGGUCCGGUUACUUCACUUGCUUUCGAUUUGACGAGGAUUUACAGUGGCUCUUGGGAUACGACUGUUCGUGUGUGGGAUCGACACUCGAUGAAAUGUAUGGUGGUGCUGAGGCAUAGUGACUGGGUUUGGGGACUUGUCCCUCAUGAUACUACAGUUGCCAGCACGUCGGGUUCAGAUGUGUAUGUUUGGGAUACUAAUAGUGGAAGUUUGGUGACCAUUGUUCAAAAUGCUCAUGUUGGUAAUACUUAUGCUUUGGCAAGAAGCCUUACAGGGGAUUUCGUUUUUACUGGAGGUGAGGAUGGUUCGAUACACAUGUACGAGAUUGUACACGAUAGCUAUGUGACUGAAGCUUUGCAUGUUGCUACAUGGGAUCCUCAUUCUGGUCCUGUGUAUUCCCUUGCCUUUGAGUUUCCUUGGCUUGUUUCCUCGAGUGAUGGCAAGCUGGCUCUAAUUGACGUGAGGAAGCUGCUGCGGACGAGCAAGCGCUCUCUAGGGAAGAGAGCUACAAAGGCAAAGCAUUCUGGUGAAGUUAAUGUAGAGCCUCCACAGAGGAUGUUACAUGGAUUUAAGAGCAAUCUUUACUCGGUAGAUAUAGGAGCUGAUCGAAUUGUCUGUGGUGGUGAAGAAGGCGUUGUCAGGAUUUGGAAUUUCACAGAAGCUUUGGAAACUGAACGCAGGGUCCGUGCACUGAGAGGAUUACGAUUAGAAAACAGAAUGAGACGGCGUAAGCUCCAAACAGAUUACAACAGUAAAGGUGGUAGGAGUGAUCAAUGUUCAGUUGUGGCCAAGAAGAAUUCGGUGACAUGUAUUUGGCCAAGUAAACGUGGGAUGAGUGGAAAAACGAAGGCAUAGUGAUUGAUACCUAAAUCAAUGUAUACUGUAUUUUAGAUUUAAGGUGGUAAUUUGACCAAUUAAGUUUCUCUUUUUGUAUUAAUAUGUUUUAAUGAUCAGUAUUAAUACUAGCAAUCAGAUCAGACCUAUUUCAUUCUGUAUAAUGACAGAAUUUCAUUCGGUAUAAUGACAAUAUUUCUUUGAGAGAAUUGUUUAAGACAGAUUUUUUUUUUCA
This is a messenger RNA of Cicer arietinum (chickpea), 2206 nucleotides long. RefSeq names its product F-box/WD-40 repeat-containing protein At5g21040. Lineage: Eukaryota; Viridiplantae; Streptophyta; Magnoliopsida; Fabales; Fabaceae. Gene Ontology annotation, molecular function: protein binding. The record is from RefSeq and is a predicted model, not a curated record.